Camelina sativa (false flax) is the source of this 645-nucleotide messenger RNA. The record is from RefSeq and is a predicted model, not a curated record. Lineage: Eukaryota; Viridiplantae; Streptophyta; Magnoliopsida; Brassicales; Brassicaceae.
AUGAUUGACGAUGGAGGCCUCGUUGGUUACAAAACCGCAGUAGCAAACUACGUGGGGAAACAACCAAGUGGCGUAAAAACUGAUUGGUUGGUGCAUGAAUACUGGGUUGAUGAGUCUUCUGCUGAUGACGAAAAGAUCUAUCCGAGUCCACAAGCUAUAAACAAGAAGAAAGCAGAAGAAGAGGAGAAUGAGAAGCAGAAGCAAGCAUUAGAAGAGGAUGUUGAGAAGCAGUCUUGUACUAUCGACUCUCAUCAACCACAUCAACCGCAGCAGUUUCCGCAAGCCCCGUUGGAUUGUUAUCAACCGCAGCCUUGUGAUUCGGCGUAUCAUCAGCGGCAGUUUUGGCCAGGCCCGUUAGAUUCUUAUCAACCGCAACCUCAUCAUAUUGCGUAUGAACAACUUAUAUUCCAGCCAGCCCCACUAGAUUCUUACCAAGCACAGCCUCAUGAUAUUGAGUAUCAGCAACUACAAUAUCGCAUGAUGACGACGCUAAAGGAAGAAAAUGGUCUCGCUACUCUACAUCAACAACUACAACAACAGAUGAAUCCUUCUCCUCCGCAAGGUCAAUAUAUAUUGAAGAACUGGGAUGGCGAUGACCCAAGAAGACUUGUUAACAACAUCGGCGUAUAUAUAUCAAACGUUUGA